Molecule: messenger RNA, 1035 nt
Organism: Acipenser ruthenus (sterlet)
Lineage: Eukaryota; Metazoa; Chordata; Actinopteri; Acipenseriformes; Acipenseridae
Product: probable G-protein coupled receptor 141
Exons: 2
Coding region: 104-979 (291 amino acids)
Biological process (GO): G protein-coupled receptor signaling pathway
Cellular component (GO): membrane
Molecular function (GO): G protein-coupled receptor activity; oxysterol binding
Source: RefSeq, a predicted model, not a curated record
GUUUAGCAGCUUUUUCAGUCUUCCUACUCAGAAGCAUUAGCUGUGCAUCCAGUGUUCUUCAUCAUCUUUUAAGAAAAACUAGGCUAGGAAUUUGAAGAGGAAAAUGUAUAUUAACAAUGGGACAAAUGAGACCAUAGAAGAUAUGAUACAAAUGAAUAGCUCAAUCUCACAAUACAAUUAUGUCCUGGUAGCCAUCUACAGUGUCUCGCUAAUUGGUGGAGUAGUGGGAGUCAUUUUUAUGACUGUCUUCUUGUAUAACAGCAGCACAAAGCUUUCCGUCACCACGACCUCUAUCAUCAACCUUGUCUUGGUACACAGCGUGUUUCUAAUCUCUGUCCCAUUUCGCAUUGAAUACUUUGCCACAAAUGAGUGGAAGCAUCCAUUUUUCCUCUGCAAAUGGGUGAGCAUCUUCAUCCACUCCCAUUUAUACAUCUCCUUCAUUUUCUACAUUGCCAUCCUGUUUGUACGCUUCCUAUUUUUUUUUGGAAAGAAUAUACAUUUCUACAGGCCCCUCCACGCUUUUUUUGCCAGCUGUCUGGUGUGGGUGGUUGUCUUUGUCAGUAUUUUUCCACCACUCUUCAUUCAGUAUGGCAAACACGGCAAUUACAGUACAAACAAGUGCUUUGAGUUUGGGAAAGAAAUGCAAAAUCCUUUUGUUGCUUCACUGAACUAUGUUAUUAUCACCACUGUUUUGUUGACAGUGUUUGCAUUGCUUGCUUGCCAGUUGGUGAUCCUGGUGAAAGUUGCAAUGAAGAACAAGACCGACUUGCUGUCCCGUCAAGAAUUCAGGGCUCAGUUGAAGAACCUGAGCUUUCUUAUGGUGAUGAUCAUCUGUUUCCUCCCAUACCACAUAUUCCGAAUCUACUACAUUCAACAUAACCAAGGCGAUGACGAUACAAAUCAUUACAAUGAGAUCUGUUUGGCUAUCACAUCUUUAUGUUGUUUUGACUUGCUGACAUUUAUAGCAAGAGGCAGUUGAAGAAGCGCUCAUGCUGUUUCUCAAAAUGACCAAUGAUCAGAUGGCCUUGACUGAAC